This is a messenger RNA of Diabrotica virgifera virgifera (western corn rootworm), 3141 nucleotides long. RefSeq names its product protein groucho (gene gro). The record is from RefSeq and is a predicted model, not a curated record. Lineage: Eukaryota; Metazoa; Arthropoda; Insecta; Coleoptera; Chrysomelidae. The transcript has 15 exons. Bases 341 to 2584 code for a protein of 747 amino acids. Gene Ontology annotation, molecular function: protein binding; transcription corepressor activity. Gene Ontology annotation, cellular component: nucleus; transcription regulator complex. Gene Ontology annotation, biological process: negative regulation of canonical Wnt signaling pathway; regulation of DNA-templated transcription.
CCCGCUUCGACAGAUGAGUUCGUUCGGUUUGGUUUGGAUUGUGUUCGUCUUCAUAACUAAAAUUAUUGUUUUUUAGUGACAAAAACGAGAAAAAUCCGAGGAAAUUGUUGCAUUUUGAUAAUCUAUCGAUUUGCGAUGCGUGUUUGUGAUGCACUUCGAAGGUGGUUUAAGUGAUAGCCGAGAAAUACGCGAUCGCGUCGGAUUUUGAGGUUAGGAAUUGAUUUCAAUUGUUUUGGUUUGUAAUUUUGUAGAAAUAUGGCGUUUUUUGUAUCGUUUGGACAAACAAAAGGACUUUUCGUGAACUAUUAGUGACUCAUAAGGAUUUUUACUUUUGGAAAACAUGUAUCCGGCACCUACAAGACAUCCCUCUAGUGCGGGUCCACCACCUCAAGGUGGUCAAAUAAAAUUCACGAUAGCGGAUACUCUAGAAAGGAUUAAAGAAGAAUUUAAUUUUUUGCAAGCCCAAUAUCAUACGUUAAAACUAGAAUGCGAGAAAUUAGCUAGUGAAAAGACUGAAAUGCAACGGCACUACGUCAUGUACUACGAAAUGUCAUAUGGCCUUAAUGUGGAAAUGCACAAACAGACUGAAAUAGCAAAACGCUUAAACGCAAUCAUCGCCCAAGUGCUGCCCUUCCUCGCCCAAGAACAUCAACAACAAGUAGCCACAGCUGUCGAAAGGGCCAAACAAGUCACGAUGGCUGAGCUGAAUUCUAUCAUAGGGCAACAGCAACAACAAGGCCUUCAACAAUUGCUUCAACAAAUUCAUGCCCAACAACUGCCACACGGAGCCCACGGGCCCGGUCUCCCGAUGGGUCCCCAUCCCGGUCUCCCUGGCAUGGGCCCGGCUGGUCUGCUAGGAUUCGGCGCUGGUCUCGCCGCUGGAGUUCCGGGAGCGCCGGGAGGACCUCAUCCUGCCGUCGCCGGUGCGGCGCAUCCCAUGCUGAAGCCGGCCGAUAUGCACGCUAGGGAUCCCCAAGAUCUCAAAAGGCCUAGCAGCACAAAUGCCGAAGAAAGACUGAACUCCGUUUCACCUGGUGAUAGAGACAAAUAUAGGUCAAGAUCUCCCACAGAAGUCGAUACUGUGAAACGAAGAAAAGAAGACAAAUUAGGUCAUGAAAGUGAUGGAGAAAAAAGUGAUCAAGACUUAGUUGUGGACGUAGCCAAUGAGGAAGCAGCAUCGCCCCAUACGAAUGGAGAACACGUAACGUUAGGAAAUUCCAGUGAAAUUAGAGAAAAUGGCAGUACCAAUGGUGAUAAAAUCAAAGUCGAAAGACCUCCUAGUAGAAGCGGCUCAUCAUCUUCGAGGAGUACCCCAUCUUUAAAAAGCAAAGACGAAAAACCCCUCACCCCCGGAUCGAAACAACGCUCCACGACACCUAAUCUCGGAGCAGGACCAGCUCCAACUGCCAAAGUGGGUCAUGCAGGUCAGUACCCGCCCUAUCCUCUUGGAGCUGCUAGAGGACCAGAGCAUUUAAGUCCGUACAACAACGUCGCCCCUUCGCCCUACAGUCGACCCGCAAUAUUAGGAUACGAUGGACACCCCCACACGAGAGCACCCGGAAUAGCAACGAAUGGUAUGGGCGCAAUACCUGGAGGAAAACCGGCCUAUUCUUUUCACAUGAACGGCGAAGGCCAACUUCAACCAGUACCAUUUCCGACGGAUGCUCUAAUAGGUCCGGGGAUACCCAGACACGCACGUCAAAUCAAUACCCUUAGUCAUGGCGAAGUUGUUUGUGCAGUGACUAUUUCCAACCCAACCAAAUAUGUAUAUACCGGCGGAAAAGGAUGUGUCAAAGUUUGGGACAUCAGCCAACCUGGAUCAAAGAGUCCUGUUUCUCAAUUGGACUGUUUACAACGAGACAAUUACAUUAGGUCGGUAAAACUACUGCCCGACGGCAGGACAUUAAUUGUAGGAGGAGAAGCUUCUAAUUUAUCAAUAUGGGACCUAGCUAGUCCUACACCUAGAAUAAAAGCCGAAUUGACAUCUAGCGCACCGGCGUGUUAUGCCCUGGCUAUUAGUCCGGACUCCAAAGUGUGUUUCAGUUGUUGUUCGGAUGGGCAUAUAGCAGUAUGGGACUUACAUAAUCAGACGCUGGUGCGACAGUUCCAAGGACACACAGACGGCGCGUCUUGUAUAGAUAUUUCUUCGGAUGGUACCAAGUUAUGGACAGGAGGACUGGAUAAUACGGUUCGCAGUUGGGAUCUUCGAGAAGGCAAGCAACUACAGCAACACGACUUCAGUUCUCAGAUCUUCUCUUUGGGAUAUUGUCCCACGGGAGAAUGGCUGGCAGUCGGGAUGGAGAAUUCUCACGUCGAAGUGUUGCACGCUACGAAAGCAGACAAAUAUCAAUUGCAUUUACAUGAGAGCUGUGUACUUAGUUUGAGAUUCGCAACGUGUGGCAAAUGGUUCGUUUCCACCGGUAAAGAUAAUUUACUGAAUGCUUGGAGGACGCCAUAUGGAGCCAGUAUAUUCCAAUCCAAAGAAUCCUCAAGUGUUCUGAGUUGUGACAUCUCCACUGACGACAAAUACAUAGUAACAGGAUCUGGAGACAAGAAGGCGACAGUGUACGAAGUGAUAUACUAAAAGUGCGCGCGUUUGUAAAAAUAUACACAAAAACUUUUACCAUGUGACUUAAGCGUCUUUGACUAUAUUAAUUUUUGCAUUCUAUUGUACAUAAAAGAUUGUAGAUGUUUACUACAGAGGGCGUAACUGUUUAUCGUUUUCAGCUUCUGUCAAAAUUUCACUAUUUAUCGAGUACUUUCCUGUACUUUGACACCCUGUACAUUUUUCUAGAUAGCUGAGCAAAGAGGGACAUUUUUAAUUUAUGUUUUUUUUUAUCUAGGGCAAGCCUCAAUGCGAUAAAUACAGUGUGUACCAAAACUAGGAAAUCUCUUGGCAGAUACGAAAUUUUGGAACAAUCUGUAUAUUUGUUAUUUGUUUUACAAAAAUCUGACAUAUUGUUAAAACGUGUGUGUGAAUUAGAUGUCAAUGAAUUAAAUAAAAAAACAUGGCACCAGUGAUUCAAAUUCAAAUACUUAACAAUUUAGAACUUUUCAUUGGUUUCUCGAUGUUAUUACGAAACAGAAGAUUACGUAGCAUAUUUUUCGUAAUUAAAUAAAAUUAUAUAAUUACAACAGAAA